UGAGGAAAGGAGUCAGCAAUGACUGAUGUGGAGCCUGUGGUCACAGAUUUUGCAGCAUCAGGACGGGCAGGCCGCCGGAACGCCUUACCAGAUAUUCUGGGCUCUCCUGCUGGUGCUGGGACUUCAGACCUGCCACACAAACUGGCUGAGCUCUCUGUUUCAGAAGAUGAAGGAGCAGAGGGUGGAGAAGUGCCAUCAUCCAAAGCCUUGCUGGAAAGUCAAGAGGCAGAAGGAAAAAGCAAUGAUUCCUAACACCUAAGGACUGCUGGAUUAAUGAAACCCAUCGACAGACUUUCCAGUUUCCCUGUGUCACCCCUUCUGAAGUGUGGUAGCAAUUUUAGCAGCACAGACAAUAUUUUGCAACACACUUGUACCUAGAUGACAUUAACGUGGAACUACUGUUUUUUUCUACUGUUGUCCUUCAAAACCAAUGCUCUACACAUCCAAAUGGGAAGAGAACUAAAGAAUGUAUCUCUUGUUUUGGGUUUUCUCAUGGUUAUAGUAUUCAUCCUAACUAAUCUUCUUUGACAGUUUCAAUUAAUAUACCUAGCAGAUGUACCACCAACUAAUGAUUGAUUUAAAAUAAAAAUCCUGUUUCUUAAUUUCCCAAAAUAGCUUCUUUCUCUCUGACACAGAGGUGUAUUCACUCUCCCCACCUUAAGAUGAUAUUAAGUAUAUAUUAGAUUACAGACAUUAUCUGUAAUUUAUCUCCUGAGAUUUUUGUUCUCAUUAGGCAUAUGUAGAUGGGUGUGAGAAAUAAAAAAAGAAACAAUUUUUUUCUCUCCUCCUCCUGUCUCCAAAAGGUUUUGUAAACUACUUAAACACCAAUGUUUGUUUUCAAACUCUCUUUAAACUCUAUUUGAUUAUGGCAGAUCAUCUCAGUUCUCCCACUCUUAGCAGUCUUGCCACUUCUGUCAUUUCUGUUUUCAGGCUGAAUAUUGUAGCUGUUCAUGUGUAUCUAAAAUAGCCAUGUUUGCAAGUGAUUAAAAUUGUUUAAUCUCACUGUGGAAAUUAAAUAG
Messenger RNA from Gymnogyps californianus (California condor), 1019 nucleotides. It is a transcript of the gene PKIB, whose product is annotated as cAMP-dependent protein kinase inhibitor beta. The record is from RefSeq and is a predicted model, not a curated record. The transcript is spliced from 2 exons. Gene Ontology annotation, biological process: negative regulation of cAMP-dependent protein kinase activity. Gene Ontology annotation, cellular component: nucleus; cytoplasm. NCBI's taxonomy places the organism in Eukaryota, Metazoa, Chordata, Aves, Accipitriformes, Cathartidae. Bases 19 to 252 code for a protein of 77 amino acids. Gene Ontology annotation, molecular function: cAMP-dependent protein kinase inhibitor activity.